Myotis myotis is the source of this 473-nucleotide messenger RNA. RefSeq names its product protein WFDC10B-like. NCBI's taxonomy places the organism in Eukaryota, Metazoa, Chordata, Mammalia, Chiroptera, Vespertilionidae. The coding region runs from base 138 to 362 and encodes 74 amino acids. The transcript is spliced from 2 exons. The record is from RefSeq and is a predicted model, not a curated record.
CUCCUUGCCCUGCCCUGGCCUGGCCAGUGGAGGCAGGGAGGAGCCCAGAAUAACCUGCUCUUUCUUAGCUUCCCUCCACACACCAGCUUCCAGGAAAGUCUGUGCCAGACGGAGAGCCCACUGCUCUGGCCUGAGUCAUGCCAACCCAGGCUCUGCUGCCCAUCCUGCUUCUCUGUGUUCUGCUGCUGCAGGCCCAGGGAGGACCCCGUAAUAAGAACAAGAUGCAGAGUGUCAAGGCCUGUCAGAAGCGGCCCAGUGUAUAUCUUUGCAACAACCACUGUUCAUAUUUCCUAAAGUGUCCCAAUUCCAAUACCAUAUGCUGUUCAACCUACUGCGGGAAUGUUUGCAUGAACCGCCUGUGAGUGGGUCUGUGUAUUCUGUUCCCCUAACCCUCUAAAACUGGGCCUGCGACCUUAAAUCCUGGGCAAAAGGCUGUCAACCUCCUCACUAUCUGGAUGGCUUUUUUCUGUCAA